AUGAGUUGGGCAAGAUCUUCAUUGUUUCUCGCGUGGCUCCUUUGGGCUGCCACGGUGAUCGAAUGUGCCAUUAACUUGGAUGGCACACAGGCUGUUGAUCCAGCAGGCGAAGAUGAUCCGUCACCUAUUAGUGACAUCAACACCUAUCAUCCUGAUCAACACGACUGCCCUCUGGUCUGUGCAGACUAUUCCAACAUUCACAGUUGGAUCCCUUAUCUGUCUGUGGAACGCCUUCACCGUUGCCCAGAUCCAAUGCUGCUUAAGCUCUCUGUUUCGCAGCCACUGGACCGGGCGGAUUCGACCAUCUUGAUUCGUAGCUGCACCAUCGAAUCCAAGUCGCGUUCUACCAGGAAGAACAUCACCACAACUGUUGAGAACCCCAAAAAGGACACCACCCUUUAUGAGGGAGGUAGUCUGAAGACCUCUGCAGCUUGCAUUGUCGGUGGCACCUUGGUCAAAGACAAGCUCAGUCUUGGUACCACCCGAACCUCCAGUGGCAAUAAGACUUUGAUUGCCAACACCAUGGGUGUUCUCCAGGGUAUGAAGGCGUACUUUGAUGAGAAGGACAACUGUGAUGAGAACUUCUUGUUCGCUUAUCAUCAAGAAGUUGUCGCCGGCUUAUAUAUUGGGGCCGGACUUGGCAAACGGACGGCUUCCUUGGCGCUUGACUCUCUUUCGCAGCAUCUUGGAAGCAUCGGCUCUAUCUCCAAUCAAACGUUGGUCCAACUCCAUGACUCUGGGCGCAAGCCUGAUCGUGUCUUUGGUAUCUUUGUGGAUACCACUGGUGACCUUCCCGCUGUUCAGAAGGCCACCUUGCGAUGGAGUCAGGGAUCUUCUGCUGUCGGCAGUGGCUUUGACCUUUCUCGAUCACUGUCAAAUGCUAAGGUCUACGAUAUAUCUGGUAUCACGGACUUCCCAGCUGCUGGUGAGCCAACACCAACACCAACACCUAUGCCCUCAACCUCGGUCUCAAAAGAGCCUACAGGCCUCACGAGGAGACUUGCAAGUUUCGUCAAUGCCAACAUCCUGCAAAAGCGUGCUGUCUGUAAACACAUUCCCGUUGAAGCAGGGGACAGUUGCGCAGCACUCACACGACGUUGCGGUAUCCGCGGAGCCGAUUUUGUAAAAUUCAAUCCCAAGUCCGACUUGUGUUCUUCUCUUGAAGAAGGGGAUCACGUAUGCUGCUCUGCCGGUGAUCCGUACAAACCUUCUGGGCCCAAACCUGAUCCUGAUGGAACUUGUGCUACUCACCUCAUCAAAGAACGGGAUACUUGUGCUGCCUUGGCCAAGAAGCACAGCGUUUCUGUCAAGGACCUUGAGAAAUGGAACAAGAACACUUGGGCUUGGACGGACUGCACCGACCUCCUUGUCGGUUACAACAUGUGCCUUAGCUCAGGAUUGCCUCCCAUGCCUCUGCCUCAGGAAGGCGCUGCAUGUGGUCCUUUGGUUCCGGGUACAAAGCGACCGACCGACAGUUCAGUAUCGCUCGCUGAUCUAAAUCCCUGUCCUUUGAAAGCCUGUUGUAGCAACUGGGGCUUUUGCGGCGUCUUUCCUGGUCAUUGUACUAUCAAUGAGCCCGAAAAGGGCGGCCCUGGAAGUAAGGCCAAAGGGUCUCAGAACACGUGCGUUUCCAACUGCGGGCACAACAUCAAGGAGAACUCUGGUCGCCCGAAGCAGUUCGGUAGGAUUGGUUAUUAUGAAGCCUUCAAUUUUGAUCGUGAGUGUUUGUGGCUAAAGGCAAGGAACGCUAACACAGACGGGUCUUAUACGCAUAUUCAUUGGGCCUUUGCUUCUAUUGACCCACAGACCUGGAAACCUGUGAUUAAACAGGGCAAAGACCAGUGGGCCGAUUUCAAGAAGCUUCCAGUGAAGCGUAUUAUUUCCUUCGGCGGUUGGGCUGACUCAACAGCCCCCGACAAGUACGCUAUUAUUCGCAAUGCUAUCAUCACCAACCGGGAGACAUUUGCUACCAACCUUGCCAAAUUCGCCAAGGAUGAGGGCAUUGAUGGUGUUGACAUUGACUGGGAGUACCCAGGCGCUGAGGAUAUUAUGGUCGGAGGGUCGCCAAUUGGGGCCAAGACAGAUGGCCUGAACUACCUGAGAUUUCUUACCACCCUGCGUCAGAAGCUUGAUCCGGAUAUGUCACUGUCCAUUGCAGCUCCAGCAUCCUAUUGGUAUCUCAAGGCGUUUCCGAUUGACCGUAUCUCUAGCGUUGUGGAUUACAUCGUCUAUAUGACGUAUGAUUUACAUGGACAGUGGGACUACGGCAAUCCAAACGCCUUUGAUGAAUGUCCAUCAGGCAAAUGUAUAAGAAGCCAUGUUAACAUGACCGAAACCCGAAACGCCCUCUCAAUGAUCACGAAGGCUGGUGUGCCAAACAACAAGAUCUUUGUCGGCGAGUCGAGCUACGGAAGGUCAUUUCACAUGGCCAAGGCCGGCUGUUGGAAGCCGACAUGCGAGUUCACUGGUUCUAAGGCACUCUCAGACGCAACUCCGGGCAGGUGCACUAAGGAAGGAGGUUACAUUUCCAACGCUGAGAUCCAAGAGAUCCUCCUUUCUGGCGAAGGUGUUGAGACCAUGUACGAUCGGACGUCUGAGUCGAAUAUCCUACUCUACAAAGGUGACUACGUCAGUUAUAUGACAGACAAUGACAAAUUGGAGCGACGAGUAAUCUGGACCGACUUCAAUUUUGCUGGCACUAUCGAUUGGGCGGUAGACCUGCAGAGGUUCGGAAAUGAGGACUUCAAUGCGGCCCCAUCUAUUCCAGAGUCUGGGUAUGGCUUCUGUCCUGAGUCGAUCUGCUCGUGCCAGGAAGAAGGCAAAAUCCGGAAGUUGCCCAAGGUCAAGAAUAAGGAUGAGGUGUGGGCUGAUGAUCCUUUCAAUGUUGAUCUGAACCGGCUGUGCAAGUUUGCAUGCAAAUACGGUUACUGCCCCUCCGAAGUCUGCAAGAGGAAGUCAUCAAAUUCCGGAAGUGUCGAUGUUGAUGUUGAUGAAACGAAUGGAGUGAUCACUGUCCCACCUGACUACGAUGAGGAUUCUGUCAAGACCCGAGACGAGAACGACCGGAUGUGCUACAUUUAUCGAGUUCCAAACGACAGGGAAGAAGGUUUGGAUUCGUGCAAGAGACAGUGCCAACCGACCCUCGACAAAGCCAAAGAAGAAGGGCGGACUUCUAACUACGGCUGUGUUUCUUGGAGGCCUUUGGAUGAGCCCGUCGUCUGGCAGAGGCAACCAGCAACUGGUUUGGAUAUCAUCGGUGGGCAAUGCAGUUGCGAUAACUAUUUGUUGAAUCUGGGUAUGGACAUGAUCGUCGAAGCACUUCCGGCUAUUGGACAGAUUGGAUGUUUUCUCUUGAUGUCGUCUGUCAAGUUGAUUCUUGACAUCGGGCUGGAAUUCUUUCCUGCUGGUCGGGCUUUUACCGCUGGAACAGCAGAUAUGUUGCUUACUGCGGCAGAGUUAAUCAACUAUGUCUAUCCUGAGGGCGAAGAUCCUGCUGGAGCUUUUGAGUGGUGGCUGAGUCCUUGUGGAGGUUCUGACCUUGUACCUGACGAGUUCAAGCAAGUCUUUGAUAUCCUCAGUCUGGUCCCGACCGGUCGUUCCAGUUAUAGAACUCCCAAGAACAUCAAGAAGGGUAGCGGCAAAAAGGGUGACGACGGGAACCCAACCGAUCGCUCUGCUCCUCGACCUAUCGGCGGUAAUAAACCUCCUGGCGGUGGGAAACCGAAUCCAACUCCGACGCCCAAGCCCAAGCCGUUGUGCACCGUCCCUCAGGCCUUGGAAACGCAACAAAUCGGUGUACCAUGUAACACCCUUCGGUUCGUCUCAUGCGAUAAAAACGACAAUACAGUGAUUACGGACAUGGUUAUCACUACCAUGACAUACGUGGCAAACGCCAAAACCACUGAUAUUACGAGAACCUGUAGGAAUGAGCACGAGCAGGCCUGCUACCACUACAGCUCCGCCAACAGCAAUAAUCCACACUGGUCAACAUUGCUAUGCCCACAGAGCGCAGCGAAACCAUCAAGGGUCCGAAAGGGCCCUAAGGCAACUUCAACGUGGGUUGCGGAGCAUAAAGGCGAAGGCUGGAAAGAUGAAAGCCUUCGGGAUACCAAAGACUGCGAUAUGGACGAAUGGCCCCCUGCUUAUCUGAUAGAAAAGGAUUCGGACACUUAUCAACAAGCUGGUAAGGACAGGAAGGGACAGCGAAUGCGUUUCCUGGACGCAGGACACAACAGAGGAGCUGCUUCUUAUUGGAGAGGUCUUUGCUUUGUUGACGCCAUUAAAGGAUUGACUCAGAAGGAAUUUCAUGAUAUGGUGAUGGCAGGCAAGAAGGGAAAGUGGGCGACGAACGGAAACCACAAGAAAACAAAUGUACAGGUCGAGAUCGACAUACGGCCACAGUUCAACUUGGUCUACGAGUUCGACCAGCCUGGAUUUGUCGGUAACAAACUCAGGGACGAUGGCAUUUGGGACAAUGGUUGUUGGCCAAAGAAGGCUGCCAAGUCUGACCCUGGAUUCGCCCUGUUGUCUUUGGACGAGUGGUACAUUAAGAAUCCGAAGGCGAAGGUUUGGGACUAUACUCAGAAGUACUUACCCAAACCGGGCCCUGGGGAAACCAAGAACGGUGACCCUUGA
Molecule: messenger RNA, 4635 nt
Organism: Fusarium coffeatum
Lineage: Eukaryota; Fungi; Ascomycota; Sordariomycetes; Hypocreales; Nectriaceae
Exons: 8
Coding region: 1-4635 (1544 amino acids)
Biological process (GO): carbohydrate metabolic process
Molecular function (GO): hydrolase activity, hydrolyzing O-glycosyl compounds; chitin binding
Source: RefSeq, a predicted model, not a curated record